GAUGGCGGCGAUGGCGGCUGCGCGAGCCGUUCCUGUGGGCCCUGGGCUUUUGGGCCUGCAACGGACACUGCCUCUGGUAGUGAUUCUCGGGGCUACUGGCACUGGCAAGUCCACCCUGGCUUUGCAACUAGGCCAGCGACUUGGUGGAGAAAUCGUCAGCGCUGACUCCAUGCAGGUCUAUGAAGGGCUAGACAUCAUCACCAACAAGGUUUCUGCCCAAGAGCAGAGAAUCUGUCAGCACCACAUGAUCAGCUUUGUGGAUCCUCUUGUGACCAAUUACACAGUGGUGGACUUCAGGAACAAAGCAACUGCUCUGAUUGAAGAUAUAUUUGCUCGAGACAAAAUUCCUAUUGUCGUGGGAGGAACCAAUUAUUACAUUGAGUCUCUGCUCUGGAAAGUUCUUGUUAAUACCAAGCCCCAAGAGAUGGGCACUGAGAAAGUGGUUGACCGAAAAGUGGAGCUUGAAAAAGAGGAUGGUUAUGUACUCCACAAACGCCUAAGCCAGGUAGACCCAGAAAUGGCUGCCAAGUUACACCCACAUGACAAGCGCAAAGUGGCCAGGAGCUUGCAGGUGUUUGAAGAAACAGGAAUCUCUCAUAGUGAAUUUCUUCAUCGUCAACAUGCAGAGGAAGGUGGUGGUCCUCUUGGAGGCCCUCUGAAGUUUCCUAACCCUUGCAUCCUUUGGCUUUAUGCUGACCAAACAGUUCUAGAUGAGCGCUUGGAUAAGAGAGUGGAUGACAUGCUUACUGCUGGACUCUUGGAGGAACUAAGAGAUUUUCACAGACGCUAUAAUCAGAAGAACAUUUCAGAAAAUAGCCAGGACUAUCAACAUGGUAUCUUCCAAUCAAUUGGCUUCAAGGAAUUUCACGAGUACCUGAUCACUGAGGGAAAAUGCACACCAGAGACUAGUAACCAGCUUCUAAAAAAAGGUAUUGAGGCUCUGAAACAAGUAACUAAGAGAUAUGCCCGGAAGCAAAACCGAUGGGUUAAAAACCGUUUUUUAAGCAGACCUGGUCCCAGUGUCCCUCCGGUAUAUGGCCUAGAGGUGUCUGAUAUCUCAAAGUGGAAGGAGUCUGUUCUGGAACCUGCUCUUGAUAUAGUGCAAAGUUUUAUUCAGGGUCACAAGCCUGCAGUUGCUCCCAUGAAGAUGCCAUUCAAUGAAACCGAGAACAAGAGAAGUUACCAUAUGUGUGAUCUCUGUGGUCGAAUCAUCAUUGGGGACCGUGAAUGGGCAGCACAUAUAAAAUCCAAAUCCCAUUUGCACCAACUGAAGAAAAGAAGAAGAUUGGACUCAGAUGCUGUCAAUACCACAGAAAGCCAGAGUAUUUCCCCAGACUGUGACAAAGAACUUAAAGAGAAGAGAUCCUCAAGGCAGAAUGAUGAAGAGCUAAAAUUCAGCAUUUAAAAGACAUGUUCAGUGAUUUUUGCAAAGGUGGUGGGAAUCUAGUUGAGGAUGGAGUCCUGUGCCUAUCUCCCACAUCUGGGCUGAGGAGUGCUGUUCAGAAAGUCCUAUCAUUUUAUUUCAUAUAGUGGUGUGGUUUUAAAGUCUCAUGUUGUCCAUAAUGGAAACAGCAGGUCUUCAGCUCCUUGUAUGGCUGUUGUGUCAGGGUAGGAUUUUUUUUCUUUGAAUCUUAAAGAUUUUAUUUUAAAAAGAAGCACAGAGGGCUGGGGUUGUGGCUCGGUGAUAGAGCGCUUGCCUGGCAUGUGUGAGGCACUGGGUUUGAUUCUCAGUACCAUAUACAAAUAAAUAAAUAAAGGCUCACCGACAACUAAAAAUUAAAGUUUUAAAAAAAAGAAGCACAGAUUUGCACAUUUUUAUACUUGAGGAUUUUUUUAGUGGUGAAUAUCAGCAUUCAUUACAAAAACUUCAUUUAAAAAAGAAGUUUUUUUAUCCCUGAUGCUGGCUAAAAUUUCUAAUUUCCAGAUGCUUUUGUAGGUGACUGAGAUAUUGUGAGCCAUAAAUCAGGAGUGAAUUUGAGGGAAUGACAGGAAAGGACCAUCCCCAAUAAGAUGAUUCAGUGAACCAAACAAGUUCUUGGAAUUCCACAGAGAAGGAGGGAUUCAAACUGAGGUGUUGUUACCUGGUACUUGAAUUCUAAAGACUUUGAAAAUUUUUGAGCUACUACUGUGUGAUAAUUGCUAUCACUGUUGUCUUCCUGUUGAGUUAGAAAUCUCUAUUUUUAUUGAAAACCAAAUAAAGUAAGUUAACAAAAGCCUCUUUGAUAUUUAAAAAAAUAUUGCCCAUGUCCAGUUCAUACACAAUAUGCUGUUAUCAGUUUGAUAACUUUUUCCUCAAAUUUAACAUUAUUCAUAGACUUACAUAGCAGACAUUAAGCAUGUAUUCCUGGAAGAUAUCCAGAGUCAGUCUUUUAUUGAAGAUUUGUUAUUUCAAGUUGAAGCGUUCUUU
Molecule: messenger RNA, 2407 nt
Organism: Sciurus carolinensis (gray squirrel)
Lineage: Eukaryota; Metazoa; Chordata; Mammalia; Rodentia; Sciuridae
Gene: Trit1
Product: tRNA isopentenyltransferase 1
Exons: 11
Coding region: 2-1405 (467 amino acids)
Biological process (GO): tRNA modification
Cellular component (GO): mitochondrion
Molecular function (GO): tRNA dimethylallyltransferase activity; ATP binding
Source: RefSeq, a predicted model, not a curated record